Messenger RNA from Amoebophrya sp. A120, 26736 nucleotides. Lineage: Eukaryota; Dinophyceae; Syndiniales; Amoebophryaceae. The record is from the annotation of a GenBank genome assembly.
AGCUGGAGGUCAGCAGGGUCAGCCGAUCGGCCACAAGGGCAUGUGAUGAAGAUAGACAAAAAUUAAAGAUGCUCAACACCGACGUCGUCCUCCGUAUGGAGGAGCCCGUGAUCUUCCUUCCUCGGGUCUCUCCGCCAGCAUAAAGCAGGACCUGCGAAACUACGAGGGCCACCGACGCACCACGGAGAGGUGAAGAAAGCAGGAGCCAGCCGGCACUUCUUCCGCUUGCACAUCACAUCCUGAAACCGAUGGAGGGUCCCACGUCGAAAGCGUCCUCUUCGUCGGCGAAGCCGCAACCGAAGUCGCGGCAGCGGGGCAUCUUUUCCGAGGUCCUGCGCCAGCACAAUGAGGAGGACGUGGAGGGGUGCCGCAUGGGCCCGGGCUGGCGGGAGGGCCCCAUCCGGACGCACGGCAGCGCGGCCGCCAGCAGCUUUCGCAUGUCCGACGAGAGCCGCAGCCGCAGCAACGCGUAUUUGGAGCAGCUGCAGGCCGCCGGGCGAACCAAGAUAAAGGCGCUCAACGGCGAAGGCAGGCAGGAACGCAGCUCCGCGGAUAAGUUGAUAAGUACAGAAUAUCAAGGAUAAGGUUUGAUGUGUUUGGAUGGCAGAUUGAAUUUGUAAUGCGGCACAACAUGUACACCUACAUGUACACGUAGAUGUACGUGUAGUUUUGGUUAUGGUUAGGUUAUGGAUGCGUUUCAGGUUUAGCAUCGUGAAAAAUGAUGUCAUCUUUCAGGUACAGACACGGUAAUCGACGGGAAGGCAUUGGAUCUGGCGUAUCCGGAUUCCCAGAUAGUAGAAAUCGGCUCCAUCGAGCCGAUAUGCAAUGCAAAAGCAUCGUACUAGUAUAAAUUGCAAUGCAAAUUGGCUCAGCAUUACAAAUUGAAUUGAAUUUGUAAUGUGGAUCUACGUUAAGAAAAAAUUUGCAAUGCAUUAUAGCUCCAAUUAGUACGAGUACGAUGCUUUUGCAUUGCAUAGCCGAAGGUUAUCGAGGUGUACGCGCACGCCCCCGGCACCAAGCCCCGCAAGGUGACGGUCGAGCGACAAAAGCGGUACUUCGCGAGCCUGAACCCCGAGGAGCUGUUCCGCGACCGGGGCAUAAGUAUGGCCGACUUCGUGCAGGAAAGCAACCGCAGCUUGCGGAACCGGAAAGUGAAGCUCGACAGGAAAGUAUGGAAGGGGAAAGAUAAAAUGCUAAAUUCGACGUUCUGUGUCGUGUGCACAUUUUUUGCAUUUUCCAUUGCAUUUUUAUCCUGUUUGACCUUCAAUCGCCAGCGGCUUUUUCAGUAGCAACAGGUGGCACAGAACGUGUAUAUUAAUUCCGAGUAAAAAUUUUUUUCUCUGCAUACCCCAAGGGCAUUAAGGAGUCCCAGUUGGAUUCCAACGAUUUUGACCUGCUGGAUUUCGACGACUAUGCACUGCAAAAGUAUCGUACUCGUACAAAUGCAUGACAAUGACAAAUUUCCUCAGUAUGAGAAAACAACAACAAGUAGAAUUUGUAAUGCUGAUUUACCGUAAGAAAAAGAUAGUGCAUAAAUUGCAAUACGAGUGCGAUGCUUUUGCAGUGCAUAACGACACGGAGUACGACGUCCGCAAGCCGCGCGAGUGGAUGACGCUGAUUCCCAAGCCGCCGAAGGGCAGCAAGAAGCGCACCGGGCUGAAGGCCAAGGGUCUGCGCGUCGGCGGCGAGGCGGACGGGUCGUUUGAGGCGUGCGUGAUCUACCAGUACGAAGGGGACGACACGAAUUACUUCUACGGACUGUGGUACGACGACGAGACGCCGUGCUUCCUGUCCCGCUUAGAUUUUUUCUUCGACGGCGAGGACCCGGUGGCCUACGCCGACCGCGUCGCCAACGCCUUCCGCCAGCGACAGCUCGUGGCCUCGCACAUCAAGUUUCUUUUCUACGUGGACAACGUGCCGACGGACGGCAUCUCCACACUGAACGUGGACCAAGUCGCUAGACUGAAGAAGAACGCGCGGUCCAGCGCCGAGCUGUGCAGCAACGGCAUGGAUCACUUCGUGGAAAGUUUGGUCAACGAGGUAAAACUCGACUACGGUCGCGUGUUGAACCGGCUGUGUCUACUAGUCACCGGCGAGGCGAAGGGGUUGUCCCCCCUCGCCGAAAUGGAGGAGCAGGCCAUAACGGGCGCGCCCGACGUGGACUCGAGCUACGCGUCGGUGAACGCAUUUAGGAAGCCCGCGAAGUUCUACGCGCUUCACCCCGUGCCGGCAUACAAUUUCACGAACCUAUUUGCGCAGUUCUGCUUCUCCUCGCUCUACGUCAAGCCACAAGUGGUAACGACGUUGGUGCAGAUCCGCGAAGCCUGUCUCGCGCUGGAGAAAUCCUACGGCACGAAGAUUUUCCAGACCAAGUUCCCGCGCAACGCGCGGAUCGACCAGUUCCGAACGCUGCAGACGCAAAGCAUAAACGCGAUGCUGAGCAGGUGUAAGGAGUGGGUGCUGGACUUGAAAAAGGUGGUGGUCACCAAUUUUGAAGACGUGCAGAAGGGAUGGUAUUAUAGGAGUUUGCUCGCGACCUACUUGUUUCGCUUUCCGUUGUGUAAGUAUGCAGAUUUCAACAUCGGUUUCGUGCCUAAAAGAGGUCAAGUGCAUGUAUGAAGUCCCAAGCAAAAUGAUCGCAAUUUGUUUUUGUUCCCAAUUUCAGGUAUUCCAUUAAGGAAACCAACGCUGAGACGUACAAAUACGGCAAGAUCAAGAAGCUGCUCACCAUGAUUCGCUUCAUCAUGGAGACCAGCAUAUUCGAGGUGGUUCGCGCCAGCAUUCAGGCGUACGAGCAGAAGAUCGUGAACUACACGCCGACGAAGUGCACGAUCAAGAGUCUGAAGGAGGUGGAAGUCGCUUUCCGCACACCGACGCCGGAAAUGAUCCUGAACGGGCUUUUAUCCAGGAAAAAGACUGUGUAAGUGUAAGUUUCUUGGGGGAAUAGCAUCACAGGUUUGCUCUGCAUGACACAGAAAACCUGUCAUGCGCAGCUAGUACGUGAGAACACGCACGGAAAUUACCUCUGAUGCAUGUCCAGGAUGACGAGUGCAACGGUUUUGCAUUUUCUGCAACACAAAGUUACACUUACACAGUUUUUUCCUUGCAUAGCUUUCCAGGGACGACGUGGCGGGGAUUUUCCUGAUGGAGCUGAAGGUGAACGAUAUCAAAUGCAAAAGUGUCUCGGUCUGGAAGAAUGCAACUUGUGAUGCUGCCUUUGGAUUCCAAAAGAAUUUGUAUUGCAUGAGUAGCAAAGGGAAUGUAAUUCUAAUUUUUGCUACGCGGAUAGGGCAUUUGGAUUUGUCAUGCGAAAGAGGCAUCAAGAACCCCGCGAACAAUCUGUGAUGCUACGGCAUGCAUCACAGACAUCAUGGCGUAUGCAAAACGUGCAUGACAAGUCUCAGAAGCUUCCAGACCCAGACACUUUUGCAUUUGAUAAACGAAAACAAGGAGCAAAACACGUUCCAGGCGGCGUACAGCGCCAACGGGGCGGAUUUUUUGACCAUGGUCACGGAGGUCAUCGACUCCGCGCUCGUCACGAUGGCCGACAUCUCGCAGCCAGAACCCCUGGUGAUGUCGCAAUUCGUGCGAAAAACGGACCCGCCGAAAAACAUCGAGACCACGCACCCGUCGGACGAGAAGGUGGUCGCGGUCAAGAAAAGAUUAGAGAAAAUGAUGCAACCGUAUUGCAGCUUAGGAUUGCUUCCGAUCAUGUUGAUCUCGAUUUAGAAAAAAAAUGUGAAGGGGAAUGAAAUGUCGACUAGUACAGCCGCUCAGCACAUUAUGUAUGAUGUAGUACAACUCAUAUCCUUGUUAGUUUUUUCGAAAAAAAUCCCUGACCCUGCAAAAUAAAACCAGGUACGGUGCCGCCCGUUUGGAGGAUUACAGGAAGCUGAUCACUCCGUACCUCGAGCCGCUUCAGCAGGACGUGGCAGAAAUUGUGGCGAGCAAGCAGGACGAGGAAAACCCCGCGUCCGUGCAGGACAUCGCAAAACACAUACACGAGGAGCAGGAGAAGGAACACGCCAUUAUGGAAUCCCUGCCAGAAAGCAUCACGGCAGGCUUGUACGAAAUCUCGCUCUCGGAGGCCAGAAAUCUCUUCGCGAAAAAGCACAACAGCAUCGCGGGAGAGCUGCUGAAGUUGCUGGAUAAAAGGUAAUAACAGUUGUCUGCUGCGCUUUGCUUUUCUGUGUUUUCAUUUCAAAUCUGUUUUUGCAUUUAUACAAGUUGAAGUCGGUACGUGAACAUCAUCAAUCUUCAACAUCUCGUCGUGCUCGGCGCCAUCAAAAGUAGAGUUUGUUCACUCGUACGCACAAAUGAAAUCCGUGCAGGUAUCGUGAGAUGGCCGAGACGCUGAUGGCACAGUACACGAAGAUUAAGCUCUCGUUGAAGAAAGCGCCAAAGGACGUCGAAGAACUGGCCGAAAUCAAGGAGUACAUGGAAACCGUGCCUGGGGAAUUGCUAAAGCUCGAAGUGUAUCGAAUGCAACAGCAUCGUACAACUCGUACUAAUCGCAGUACAGCAUGACAGAUCUGGUUUCUAUAGCUAAUUCAGCAUUACAUAUUUUGAUUUUCCUGCUUGAAAAAUUUGCCAUGCGAUUUACAUUUUACACUACGUACGAUACUUUUGCAAUGCAUAAUGGGGAAGCAAAAAAAGUUUUCGACGUUUACGACAUCCUUGUCGAAGAUUUCAGGCUGAAGGUGCCACAAGACGCCACAGACCUGAAAUGGAGCUGUUUCAAGGGAACCAAGGAUAUCAUGGACACCAUUGCAGAGGUAAUUCAAUAGGAAAAUGAAUCGAAAUGCAUAUCUAUGCAAUUGGUUAUGGUCUUUCUGUCAGGAGGAGGAGGUUCAACAUCUGCUAGUAGUGCAGCGGUUGAAUGAAACUGGUGCUACUGAAGAGCCUCAUGUUUGCAUACACCUACCUUCAUGGUGCUCGCAAAGCAGGUCUGCCUGCAACUGCACAUUUGCAAAACUCUUCGCAUGUUGACAAACUUCUACUUUCAGGUGAAGCAAGAGCACGCGGACACGAUGAAGAGCUUCUUCCGCGAGAUUCAGGAUGAGCAAUUCCACUUCGACAACACGCUGCACGAGUUGGAAGAGGACAUUGCAAAUUUCGUCAACUUCACCGACCUGUCGGACUCCCAGUCCAUCAACGACUCUGCCGAGAGCAUCUCCGAGCGUUUGAAAUCCAACCAGGAGACCUCGAAGCUGUUCAACCUGAAGGAGUCACUCUUCGGCGUGGAAUAUGCAUUGCAAAUAUGUCUGGGUCUGGAAGAAUGCAGGAGUUUGUCAUGCAGAUUUUGCAUGACCAUUGACCCACGAGGACAGACCCCAGAGGUCUGUGAUGCAUGCCCUAGCACCAGAGAUUCUGCGAGGGCUUUGUUCUGAUGCUCAUACCGCAUAAGAGAUGCCCUCUCCGCGUAGCAAAAACUGCACCUCUGUUGCUGUUGAUGCAAUACAGAUGUUAUGUAGGAUCCAAAGGCGGCAUCACAAGUUGCAUCUUUCCAGACCCAGACAUAUCUGCACUGGAUAUGGAGCCGCACGACUACGGCAACCUGACGGUGAUGCAGCGCGACUGGGAACCCUUUUCGAUCCUGUGGAAGCAGGCGUCGGACUGGCAGAACAAGAAAAAAGCGUACUUUUCCGGCAAGUUCGACGCGAUCGAGGCCAAGGACUGCGAGGACCGGACCAACACCGGCAUCAAAUUGCUGUUCAAAGCCACCAAGGCGUUCACGGCUCGCGGAGAGGAUUACAAGGGGGUCUUGGCGAUCACGGAACAGAUCAAGGAGGAGCUGGCCGAUUUCCAACAGUACGUGCCUUUAAUUGUCGCGAUGCGCAACGAGGGUAUGAAGGAGCGACACUGGACCCAGAUCAGCGAGCUGGUGGGGGUGACCAUAGAUCCGGAAAUGGAGAAUUUCUCCUUGCAGAACUUCAUCGAUCUAGGUUUGAUGAACACCGUGACCGAGAUCAGCGACAUCGGCGACCGGUCCGGAAAGGAGUUCCAGAUCGAAAAGCAGUUGGCGAAGAUGAAGGCGGACUGGGAGCCCAUCGAGUUCGAUUGCAAGGAGUUCUACCGGACCACGGAAACCUACAUCCUCAAGGGCUCGGAGGAGGUCAACGCCAUUCUCGACGAGCAGAAUGUGCUCACGCAGGCGAUUCAAUUUUCCCCGUUCAACAAACCGUUUAUCGAGGAGAUCGAGGAGUGGGCGGUGAAGCUGCUGUACGUGUCCGAGUGCAUUGACAUGUGGCUGAAGGUACAACGUGCCUGGAUGUAUCUGCAGCCAAUUUUCGAUUCGCCGGAUAUCAUGAAGCAAUUACCCACCGAGGGGAAAAAGUUCAAGGCGGUGGACCACCUGUGGCGGCACUGGAUGGGCCGGGUGCACAAGAACCCGGGCGCGUUGAACAUUCUAUCGACCGAGGGGCUGUUGGAGAAGUGGAGGAACGCGAACAACGACCUAGAAUUCGUCCAGAAGGGGCUGGACGACUACCUGCAGACGAAGCGCGACGCGUUCGCGCGAUUUUACUUCCUCUCCAACGACGAAUUGCUGGAAAUUCUCUCGCAGACAAAAGACCCGACCCGGGUGCAGCCGUUCCUUAUCCUGAUUAAAAACGUCCCCACACCAGAGUCAAGAUGGGAAACCUGCUAGACAAACCAACCAGCUUUGGUUGUUUGGCAUGACAAGUUUCGAUCCUUGUAGUGUAGUCCUGUUUUAGGUAGGUCAGCAGCAUCACAGAUCUAUCAUAGAACGCUGAUUCUCGCAUCACAAAUUUCAAAACACGAAGAGAGAAUGCUUCUCAUAGGGCUCCGCAUGAUAAACUGUUUUGGCAUGCAGCUCUGGGGUGGGAAUGUUUUUACACGGGAUAUUCCUGUGCAAGGUGUUCGAGAACAUCAAGCGGGUGACAUUCGGGGAGGAGAUGCAGGUGUUGGAGAUCUUCUCUUCCGAGGGCGAGAAGAUCGUGUGUGCGCAGGAGGUGAAAACGAAGGACCGAAACGUGGAGGAGUGGAUGGGGAAUUUAGAAAAGGAAAUGUGCAACUCAGUUCGCGCGGUGAUGCAAACCAGUAUCGAGACGUAUGUGGACACGGAAAGGACCAAGUGGGUGCUCGAGCACCCCGGGCAGUGCGUGUUGAACGGUUCGCAGGUGCACUGGACCGACGAGUAUCAAAUGUAAAAAUGUCUGGGUCUGGAAGAAUGCAUGUUUGUCAUGCUUGUCUGGCAUGACUCUCAAAUCUGUCAUGCACGUUACCCAACAGCUUCAUCAUUUUUCUGUGAUGCAAAAACGCAGUUUGUCAUGCAGAAUAGGCAACACCUAGAAGCUCAGAAACUUGUCAUGCUGAGCCAGCACUUGUGGCCUCAUCAUGAGACGCCAUCCAGCAUCACAAGUUUCCAGACCCAGACAUUUUUGCAGUUGAUAACGAGGUGGAAGAGGCGAUUGAGGGCGACAUGGUCACGGGCUACUGGGAGAAUAUCCUGGGCAAGAAAAGUAUCGUACUCGUACUAACUGCCUUUAUGCAUUACAGGUCAUUUUCUAAAGGCAAAUCCGCAUUACAAAUUCAAUUUGUAAUGCUGAGCCAAUUUGUAUUGCAAUUUCUACUAGUGCGAUACUUUUGCAAUGCAUAGAGAAGCUGGGCGAGCAGCUGAUGGGCCUGGUGAUGCUGGUCCGAGGGAAGAUCACGAAGUUGCAGCGCACCUGUAUCUAUGCUGUGCAAAAGUAUCGUACUCGUAUAAAUGCAGGUCUUGCAUUACAAAUUUCUUUGUCAAGGCAAAUCAGCAUUACAAAUUUCAUUUCUCAUGCUGAGAAAAUUUGUAAUGCAUUUAUACGAGUACGAUACUUUUGCAGUUCAUAGUAUCGGAGCUCUCGUCGUCAUCGACGUGCACGCGAAGGAUGUCGUACAGCGAUUGACCGAGGAAAAGGUCGACAGCAAGGACGCGUUCGAGUGGAUUUCGCAAUUACGCUACUACUGGGAGGAGGACGACACGGGGAUCGAAAACGUCUGGGUCCGGAUGGUGCAGACAAAUUUCCCGUACGGGUACGAGUAUUUGGGGAACACGUUUCGGUUGGUGAUCACCGCGUUGACGGAUAUGUGCUACAUGACGCUGAUGGGCGCGCAGUCCCUGAACCUGGGUGGCGCCCCCGCCGGGCCGGCCGGGACGGGGAAGACGGAGUCGACGAAGGAUUUGGCGAAAGCGUUGGCGAAGCAGUGCGUCGUGUUCAACUGCAGUCCGGAGAUGGACUACAUCAUGGUCGGGAAGUUCUUCAAGGGGCUGGCCGUGUGCGGGGCCUGGUGCUGCUUCGAUGAGUUCAACCGGAUCUACAUUGAGGUGCUGUCCGUGAUCGCGCAGCAGCUGCUGAUUCUGUUCGGCGGGAAGUCGCAGCUGAACAGUUACAGCGAAGUGCUGGAACUGGAUUUCGAGGGCUCAUUUAUCGCGAUGCGACCGACGUUCAACGUGUUUAUCACGAUGAACCCAGGGUAAGAUGAACAACUGUUUACUGUGUUGCUGUUUGCCUAAUAUGAUUUCAUCACAAAUGCAAAUCGGUCUGUCUCUUGCAAAAUAAGGCCUAAAAUUUAGAACAAAACGGUUUCUAACAAGAAUAGAUGCUUGUAGAUUUUUCGCACCUAAAAUCACUUCACAGUUACGCCGGUCGCACGGAACUUCCGGACAACCUUUCCGCUCUUUUCCGCCCCUGCGCGAUGAUGGUGCCGGAUUACGCGUUGAUUGGCGAGAUCAUGUUUUACGCCUUCGGUUUCACCGGUGGUCGCGCCAUGGCGAAGAAGAUGGUGUCCACCUUUAAGCUCGCGUCCGAACAGCUCUCCUCCCAGGACCACUACGAUUACGGCAUGCGUGCCGUGAAGACGGUGAUCGAGGCGGCCGGGCGGUCGAAGCGAAUCUUCCCGGACAUGGAGGAGUUCCAAAUCCUUCUCCGGGCCCUACGGGAUGUCAACGUGCCGAAAUUUUUGAGGGACGAUUUACCCCUGUUCGAGAACAUCAUUCUGGAUCUGUUCCCGGGCACCGACCGACCUGAAGUGGACUACGGGCAGCUCGCUGAGAAGUUGAACGAGUGCGCGGUCGAGUCGAAGCUCCAGCCCACACCGUAUUUCUGCCAGAAGAUGUUCGAACUCUUCGACAUGAUCCAAGUGCGGCACGGUAUGAUGUUGGUGGGCCCGACCGGUGGGGGUAAGACCUGCAACUACCGGGUGUUGCAGAAGGCCUGCACGGUGCUCUGCCCCCCCGAGAGGAACGACGAGUCGCCUUACCAGAAGACGCAAACGCACAUCCUCAAUCCAAAAUCCAUCACGCAGGCGCAAAUUUACGGGGCGUUCGACGAGCUCACGCAUGAGUGGACCGACGGGAUCGGGAGUGAGCAGAUCCGUGUGGCUAUUGAAUGCAAAAAUCCCCCCACCCCAUAUCGAAAAGGUGUGUUUCCGAAAAUUUGCGUUGCUGAUUUGAGAUCACAAAUCACGUCUGUCUUGCAAGAAGACAAGCGCAAAGGCUUCCGCACCAUUAUGGAAUCGAUUUGGCGUGCUGUUGCGCCUAGGGGACACCCGUUUGCAAUGCUAAGCAACUAGACCUAUACGCCCCGACCUAGGCCGAGGAUCUGGCUGCGAUGCCUUACUGCAAGACAAAUCCGAUUUGUGUAUCCAAAUCCUGCAUCACAGAUUUCCACUUCGAUAUGGGGAGGGGGGAUUUUUCCUUUUGAUAGUGGCGGUUCGGGACGCAGAGAGUCCGGAUCACCACUGGAUCAUCUUCGACGGAUAUCACACAGAAAAAAACUGGCAGGUCAUAUUUGUAAUGCAAAAAUAAAUAGACAAAAAAAAUGUAUUGGAUAUCCUAAAUAGCAUGCUAUGAGGCCGCCCAUGACAGAUUUUCCUGUGUAUUUAUCUUUGCAUUACAAAUAUGCCCUGCCAGCUUUUUUCUGUGGGAUAACGGACCAGUGGAUGCACUGUGGAUCGAGUCGAUGAACACGGUACUAGGAAGGAUUAUAUUUUUUGAAUACACAAAGCACAACUUCCUUUGGUUUGCGUAUCUAUGUGUUUGCAUGUUGAGAUGAUGAGACUCACAACAUCAUUGCGCUCCUCGCGGGAAUGCAAAUCAUGAGUGUCUCGUCGUGCAUCAAAUCAAAGAGCAUCAAAGAUCAAUUCAGUACGAAUCAGUACCCAUAAUUCACAAAUAAUUUCAGGUCCUGGACGACAACAAGAAGCUGUGCCUGGUCUCUGGUGAGAUCAUCGGUCUGACCCCGCAGAUGCGCAUGAUGUUCGAAGUUGAGGAUUUAGAGGUCGCCAGUCCGGCCACCGUUUCCCGGUGCGGUAUGAUCUACAUGGAGCCCGAGUCGCUUACCCUGGACCCUUUGAUCCAGUCCUACGUGGAGUCGAUUCCUGAAACCUUUCUCAAGUUCAAGCCGGUUUACCAGGAGCGUCUCAAGACCUACAUGACGGACAUUUUCGACACGACCAUUUUCUACAUCAAGAAAUCCCUCGGGGAGGUCUGCUCCACGACUGCGCAAAACCUCGCCUGCAGCUGCAUGCGGUUGCUCAACACCUUUUACGCGGCCUACUGGCCCACCGAGCUGAAAUUGAUCGACGCUUUUAAGAAGGAAGUGGAGGACCUGGAGCCGAUCUUCGGGGACUUGUUUCUCUUCUGCCUUGUUUGGUCGGUCGGCGGGAGUCUCGCCGGCGCGAACAACCGGGAGCAGCUGAACGACUACUUGUGGACCACCAUCGGCAAGUAUGACAGUGCACAACUCCCCCUCCCCCUCAUUUGUCAUGCAAAAUACCAAAGCCAGUCGCUCUCGCUGCCUUGUGGCACUUUUUGCAUGACAAAUUUCGGAAGCCCAAACAGCACUACAAUCAGUCGUAAAUUUGUCGUGCAAAAGCUCCAUCUGUGCCAGGACUUGUGUUGCCGCGGAUGCCAUCCAAAUGAGGGGGAGGGGGAGUUGUGCACUUUCAUAGCAAGGACGAGAAGUGGGCCGCGAAGCACGCCGCGCACAACGACCCGACCUGGGAGUACUAUGAAGUGCAAAACUGUCCGGGUCUGCGUGUGGAAAGUUGGAACUUGUGAUGCUAACUUUGGAUUCCAAAAAAAUCUGUAUUGCAUGACCAACAAGAGGAGUCCAGUUUGUGCUACGCGGGGAGGGCAUUUGUCAUGCGGAACAGGCAUCAGGAAGCCUGCUAAAAAUCUGUGACGCUAGGCCAUGCAUUACAGGCAUUAUGGGUCAUGCAAAACAUGCAUGGCAAACCUGGCGCUUUCCAGACCCAGACAUAUUUGCAAUGCAUAAAUACCCAACGAGGCAUAUGGACUUCAAACUCGACGGGAUUCCGGAAGAGGGCGCCAACCUCUACGAUUACAUGUUCGACAUCACGACGGGGAAGUGGGUCCCGUGGAUGGACACCAUCCCGGCGUUUGAGGUCCCGCGAACCGCGAAGUACGAAAACAUUGUCGUCCCCUCGUUGGAUUCCAUCCGGAUGACGUACGCGUUUAAAAUCCUUUAUGGGGCUCUCAAACGUUACAUUCUCAACUGUUACAUGAUUUGUCAUGCAAAAACGCUAUCACUUUUCACAAUUUCAAACCUUCUCCGCAUGACAAGUUCUCGACACGCUAGAUAGCAUUGUAAUCUGCUCCAAACCUGUAAUGCAAAAGGAGCAAGCUUUUCCCUUUCACUUUUGCCAUUCUUGCAUUACAAAUUUCAUGUAACAGUUGAGAAUGUAACAGUUGAGAGCUCCAUAUCCUUUUGGAAAACGACAGCCACGUGCUGUGCUGCGGACCCACGGGGACGGGGAAGACGGUGAAUCUGUCUUUAUACCUCCAGAAGUACGCCCCGGGUAACUUCCUGACCACCAAUCUCGCGUUCUCCGCGCAGACGCAGGUCAACCAAGUGCAGGACUUCAUCGACAGCAAGUUGGAGAAACGGCGAAGGGGGGUCUACGGCCCGCCGGCGGGCAAGAAGAUGGUGUUGUUCACGGACGAUCUGAACAUGCCACAGAAGGAAUUCUACGGAGCGCAGCCGCCGAUCGAGCUGCUCCGGCAGUGGUUUGACCACGAAGGAUGGUAGUGAGUAGUUCAUCCCUUCAUGCAUUGCAAGUAAAAGUAUGUCUGAAUCCGAAUUUGUGAUGCGAAGUUUAUUUGAAGAACAGCGAGAUCUGUGAAGAUGCUUGAAUGCGAUGUGCCGGCUGUUUUGUUGUGCGAGAAGCGAAUUUGUGAUGCAAAAGUCGGUAGAACUCGAAUACAACCAGGUACAACCGAAAAGAGCUUGCCUACUUCCAAAUCAUUGACAUGUUGGUUGCGGGCAGCAUGGGAACCCCAGGAGGCGGCCGAACGUUCAUCACGGAGCGUCUGAAGCGCCACUUCAACGUUUUGGGGUACAGCGAUUUCACGGGGGCGGCGAUUACGACGAUGUUUACGACGAUCGCAAACAAAUUCUUCGACCCGUUUCCGGAAGACGUCAAGGCACUUGUACCGAAACUGGUCGAGGCGCAGAAAGAAGUGUUUAACAAGGUAAAAAGAAAAUGCGAAACUGAUUUUCAAGUAGACCGUCUGUAGCUGUCUUCUUGCAUGACAAAGCAUUUUUCCAAUUCCUCGUCUUCUAUGCGAAUCCGCAUAGCAACUUUCGAUUUCAACCAUUCUCAUUGUUCAUCAGGUUCUGCUCGAUCUUCUGCCCACCCCGGCCCGCGCCCACUACCUCUUCAACCUCCGCGACAUCUGGAAAGUGUUUAUGGGCGUGUGCGCCCUCCUGCCGAAAAAAGUCGAGGGCCCGAUCGUGCUUCUUCGCUGUUGGUGCCACGAGGUGUCCCGGGUGUUCGGCGAUCGCUUGAUCGACGCUGGGGACAGGACGUGGCUGCAGAACUUAUUAGAGGAGAAGAUCAAGACCAACUUCGCCCCAUUCGACGUCGCCGAGGUGUUCCACAACGAGAGGCUAAUCUUCGCGGAAUUCAUGGAACCCUUGGACAGCAGAAGUUACGAAGAGAUUCAGGACUUGACGAAGAUGGUGGAAGUUCUUGAGGAUUACUUGGACGAUUACAACAACCAGUUCCCCACACCCAUGCCGUUGGUGAUUUUCCUCGAUUUCGCCGAGCACGUCGCGCGGAUCAACCGCACGUUAAACCAACCGCAGGGGAACAUGCUGCUGCUCGGGGUCGGCGGGUCCGGAAGGCAGUCGUCUGCGAGAUUAGCGGCUUUCGCAAACGACAACGGAUGCUACCAGAUUGAAGUCGCAAAGGGGUACGGGAUGGUGGAGUUCCGGGACGAUAUCAAGACGGUUUUGAAGCGGUCUGGCGUGGAGGGGAAAACGCAAGUGUUUCUCUUCACGGACACGCAGAUCGUGAACGAGCAGUUUGUCGAGGUGAUUAACUCGGUGUUGAACUCGGGGGAUGUACUAUCCUGAGUAAAAACGUACCCACACCAGAGUCAGGAUGGGGAUUUUGCAACACAAACCUAGGAGUUUUGUGAGUCACGCAUGACAAGUUGGACUAUGCAGUGUAGUGCAGGUUAGCAAGUACAGCCGCGUCACAGAUUCAUCUGCUCAUCCUGUUCAUAGCAUCACAAAUUCCAAAACACGAUUGGAAAUGGCUCUCAUGGGGAUGCGCAUUACAAGUCUUCCUGUCUUUGCAAAUCUGCAUUACAACUCUGGCGUGGGUACGUUUUUACUCAGGAUAUGUGCCAAAUCUGUACAACCAGGAGGACAUGGACCAGAUUGGCGUCGUAUCAAGUGUAAAAGUUUCUGGGUCUGGAAGGAUGUAACUUGUGAUGCGCAUUUCAGAACACACAAAAAUCUCUGAUGCACAGGCAGCAAAAGCUGCUCACUUUCUGUCACCAGAGUGGGGGAUGUGUCAUGCGGAUUCGGCAUUGCGGAAGCUUCUCGAAACCUGUGAUGCUAGAGCUUCCAUGCCAGACCUUCUGCGUCAUGCAGAAACAGCAUGACUCUUCCAGACCCAGACAUUUUUACAUUUGAUACGUCGCCUGCCGCCCCGCAUGCCAGCAGUUGGGCCUGCAGCCGACCAAGACAAAUAUCUUCGCGGCGUAUUUAUCCCGGGUGAAGGCAAACGUGCACGUGGUACUGUAUCAAAUGCAAAAAUGUCUGGGUCUGAAAGAAUGCAACUUGUCAUGCUAAAUCUGAAUCAUGCAAAAUAAAAAUCUGUGUUGCAUGAUUACCACAAGUCGGCCAGUUUUCGACCAAGUCGGGAGGGACUUUCUCAUGCAGGAUAGGCACGAUAGAGAUCGCACAGAAUCUGUCAUGCUAGGUCCUGCAUUCGUCCACACCUCGUGGGUCAUGGAAAAGCUGCAUGACAAACUUGCAUUCUUCCAGGCCCAGACACUUUUGCAUUUGAUAUACUGGCGUUUUCGCCGAUUGGCGACGCGUUCCGGAACCGACUGAGAAUGUUCCCGUCGCUGGUGAAUUGCUGCACCAUCGAUUGGUUCAGGGAGUGGCCCGCAGAGGCGCUGUACGCGGUGGCCAAGCAGCAGAUGACCUUGACGGAUUUGAAAUUACCAAAUUUGGAGGGAACUGUGAAUAUGUUCAAGGUACAUAUUCAUAAAAACGUUUUUAAUAAGUAGGCCAUCGUCCUCCAUGUCGUUGUUGACACCCACAACAAGUACCUUUUUUUUACAUUGCAAUGACCUCUCUAGAUUCCGCAUGUUGAUCUUCCUCUAAGUCUAUUAACAGCACAAGAAUAAACUAUGGAACAGAUUAUCCAUCAAUCCGUCGAAAAAGUCCAAGCGGACUUCCUGGACCGGGAAAAGCGCUUCGUCUACGUCACGCCGACCAGUUACCUGGAACUGCUUUCCAGUUUCAAAAAAAUCCUUAUGGAUUGCAAAAAUGUCUGGGUCUGGAAGAAUGCAACUUGUGAUGCUAUUUUUGGAAUCUAAGAAAAUCUGUAUUGCAUGAGCAGGAAGAGGCGUCCAGUUUUUGCUCCGCGGAGAGGGCAUUUGUCAUGCGGGAUAGGCAUCAAGAUACCCGCAAAAAAUCUGUCAUGCUAGGUCAUACAUUACAGGCAUCAUAGCCCAUGCGAAAUAUGCAUGACAAACCUGGAAAUCUUCCAGACCCAGACAUUUUUACAGUUGAUAAUCCUCGAGAUGAAGCGGAACGAGGUCGGGGGGUACAAGCACCGGUACCUAUGACAGUGCACAACUCCCCGUCCCCCUCCCCCUCAUUUGUCAUGCAAAAUCCUAAAUCCAGUCGCUGCCUUGUAGCACUGUUUGCAUGACAAAUUCCGGAAGCCCAAACAGUACUACACUAGGUACACAAAUUUGUCAUGCAUAGCAUCCACGUGUGCUGGUGUUUGUGUUCCCGUUCUUGCUAUACAAAUGAGGGGGACGGGGAGUUGUGCACUCUCAUAGUACCAGGUCGGGUUGGAUAAGAUUUCCUCCGCCGAACUGCAAGUGAACGGGUUGCAGGAAGAUCUGAAGGCCAUGCAGCCGGUCUUGGAAAAAACCAGUAAGGAGGUCGAAGAGAUGAUGGUGGUCAUUGCAAGGUACAGAAUUUUUUAUUUUGAUUUCGUCGCGUGCUCCUUUUCAUUUUGCAUUUUCUCGUGUAUCAGUUUCUGUUUACUAUGCACCAAGGCGGUUUCGUUUCCGUGACGGUUCUAGUAAAACUAAAAGCAAAGUGAAAAAGUGCUGACGCAUGCUGUAUCACAUAAAAAAUCCAGGGACAAAGAGGCCGCUACGGUGGUGCAGGAAACCUGUGCAGUUGAGGAGAAAGCUGCGUUGGAGAUCUCCGAGCAGUGUACCGCGAUCAAAGAGGACGCGCAACGCGAUUUGGACGAGGCACUGCCAGCUUUGGAACAGGCAGUCCAAUGUCUGAAGAGGUUGAAGAUGGACCACUUGCGUGAGGUAUAAUGAAAAGGCGGAGUUCAUCUGUUCUUGGCACCUGCUCCUGCUCAUGAUCACCGCUGCAUCCUCUUCACAAUCACAGCGUUUCAUGCAGAAACCAACGACCAGAGGACUCGUAGGUCUUUGUUCUGCACCUCCUCCGCCAAGCAUGUAGUUUUGUCACUGACAAAAACAAAAAGAUCUGAAUAAAUUUUAUCAAAUCUUCUAUCAGGUGAAAGCCCUCGCGAACCCGCCGUCCGGUGUGAAAUUGACUAUGGAGUCGAUUUGCAUCAUGUUUCAAGUUAUCAAAUACAAAUAUGUCUGGGUCUGGAAACUUGUGACGCAGGUCUGCCAGUGAUGGGCGCACUGCAAUACACAGCCAAGCACUUCAAGUUUUGGAGCUGGUGCUAUGUGUUGCGCGUUCCGCAUGGCAAACUGCGCUGCUGCACGAAAUCCAAACGUUAUAUAGAGUUAUGCGAGACCACAAGCAAAAGCAUGACCACAAACUAGCAGUCUUCGAGACCCAGACACUUUUGCAAUGCAUACAAAUUCCCCCGGUCAAGAAGAACGACCCGGAGCGACCGGGGAAAAAAAUUGACGACUAUUGGGAGGCGUCGAAGUUGAACGUUCUGAACGACCCAAAAAAGCUGCUGGACAACCUGUUCGGGUUUGACAGGGACAACAUCCCGGAAAGUGUGAUCUCGAAGAUCAACCCCUACAUGGAGCGGGAGGACUUCGACCCGGCGGCCAUCAAGCGCGCCUCCGUGGCGUGCGAGGCGAUGUGCAUGUGGACGCGAGCCAUGUAUAAGUACCACCAUGUGGCGAAGGCGGUGGUAUCCGAGUCGUGCACAACUCCAUCUCCCCGUCAUUUGUAAUGCCAAAUACCAAGACUACAUCGAUCUUGCGCUUGCCGCGAAGCACAGUUUGCAUCACAAAUUUCGGUAUACGCGCGAUGUUUUCGCGGUUCUGACCCUAUGCCGUUCCAGCGCCUGCGGAGGCUUGCUUCCCCAGCGAUAAUGGACAAUGGCGAUGUCGGUGCGGUUGUUUUAGCAUCACAAAUUUCGGCACAACUACAAUCCGUAUGCACCAGAAGAUUUGUCAUGCGGAAGCCACAUUUCUGGCGUUGCUUGUGUUGCGGCUCAUGCCACAUUCAAACGAGGAGGACCACGAGGGGGAGUUGGGCACUGUCAUAGGUGGAGCCGAAGCGGCAGAAGCUCCGCGGGGCGGAGGAGGAGCUAGCGGUGGGCCAGGCGAAGCUGGCCAAGGCACAGGCGGAACUGGCGGAGGUGAAUCAAAAGAUCGCGAAGCUCGAAUCUGAGUUCAGCGGCGCGGUGGCGAAAAAGGACCAGUUAGAAAGAGAUUCUGAUACUUGCGCGAAGAAACUGGUUCGCGCGAACAAGUUGAUCGGCGGUUUGGGGGGCGAGAAAGCGAGAUGGGGUGAGAACGUAGAGCAGCUCACCGCCUCCUACGAGCUCCUCCCCGGCGACAGCAUGGUGGCCGCCGGGGCUAUCAGUUACUCUGGCCCCUUCACGGCGCGGUACCGCGCGGAACUUGAGAACACGUGGAGGAGCUGUUUAUCAAAUGCAAAUAUGUCAUCUGGGUCUGGAAGAAUCAUGCUGUUUUUGCAUGACACAGAAUGUCUGUCAUGGAAGCCCUAGCAUCACAGAUUUCGUGAAGCUUCCGCAUUGCUUAAUCCGCAUGACACGACCUAUUUUUGGGUGUCUAUUGUCUAUUGCUUAAUCCGCAUGACAAAUCCCCCACUUUGGUGACAGGAAGUGGACGUCUUUUGCUGCCUAUGCAUGAGAGAUUUGUCUGUGUUGAUGUGAAAUGCGCAUCACAAAUUCGCACUCUUCAACACCCAGACACUUUUGCAUUUGGUACUGUUUGGAAGAGAACGAAAUGAAGUUCUCGCCGGGCACUUCCAUGGCGCAGGUGUUGGGCGAGCCCGUGAAAAUCCAGGGGUGGAUCGUGUGCCAACUAUGCAUCACAAAAGUACUAUCGUGCUUAGUGGGGAUUGCAUUACAAAUUUUAUUGCCAAGAACAAAAAUGGAAUUUGUCAUGCUAGAUCAGCAGGUUUAAAAAGAUCUGUAAUGCACAAAGCUACGAUACUAACUUUUGCACAGGAUACCAACUACCGAACGAUGACUUGUCCAUCGAAAACGCGAUCAUCAUCGACAAGUCCCGCCGAUUAUCAAUUGCAAAAAUGUCUGGGUCUGGAAGAAUGCAUGUUUGUCAUGCUUGUCUGGCAUGACUCUUGAAUCUGUCAUGCACGUUAGUUACGGAAGAGCUCCAUUUUUCUGCCAUGCAGAGGCGCAGUCUGUCAUGCAGAAUAGGCAUCACCUAGAAGCUCAGAAACUUGUCAUGCUGAGCCAGCACCUGUGGCCUCAUCAUGAUACGCCACCCAGCAUCACAAGUUUCCAGACCCAGACACUUUUGCAUUUGAUACCGAUGGCCGCUGAUGAUCGACCCGCAACGACAGGCGAACAAGUACAUCAAGAACAUGGGGAAGCAGAUCGAAACCGGAAUUGACAUCGUGAAACUGUCAGAUUCUUCGUUUUUACGCACCUUGGAGCUCGGGAUUCAGUUCGGGAAGUGGAUUCUGCUAGAAAACAUCGGGAUCACGCUGGACCCGGCGUUGGAACCGGUUUUACUGCAGAACAAGGUGAAGGAAGGAUCCAGCUACAUCAUCCGGCUCGGUGACAAGUCCGUGAAUUACGGGGAUACCUUCCGCUUCUUCAUGACGACAACACUCCCAAAUCCCCACUACUCCCCGGAGACCUCAGUGAAGGUCACACUACUGAACUUCGCGAUCACGCCCGUGGGGCUCGAGGAUCAGAUGUUGGGUAUUCUGGUCGGGAAGGAGCGCGCGGACCUCCAGGAGGCUAAGGAGAUGUUGGUGACGCAGAACGCGAAAAUGAACAAGCAACUGAAGGAGAUCGAGGACGAAAUUCUGCAUUUGUUAGCUACGUCCGAGUAUCAAAUGUAAGAGUGUCUGGGUCUGGAAGAGUGCGCGAUUUGUCAUGGAGCUUUUCCAUGACCCAUGAGGUCUGGAAUGCAGGACCUAGCAUGACAGAUUCUGUGCGAUCUCUCUCAUGCCUAUCUUGCAUGAGAAACUCCCUCCCGAAAGAGGAAAAAGAGGAAAGAAAAAAAAAAAAGAAGAAAAAAGAAAAUGGUCCCUUUGGUCGUCUCAGCUAGCCCGCAAGGGCCCCGUUCCCGCCAGCCGAAAGGCACGGCGCUGCUCAUCAUCUCGUCCUCGCCAGCCGGUAGGCACGGCGCUGCUAUCCCGUCGUCGUCGGCGCGAGUCUUUUACUUGAGAGUGGGAACAGGGUUGCUAGAUUAAAGACUGCGCUAAGGCAGCGCCCCCCUUCCCCAAGGGGCCCCCCCGGGGCGGGCGCGGUGGCGGCUCCGCUAACGCGGAGCUCCAAAGUCCGACUCUACCUAUGCGCAAAAAAAGGGUGCGCGGAAAUAGGUCGGUAAGGUGCUUGAAAGGGGCAUGCUUUGGGGUUGUCCGUCAUCGUGAUAGGGUCAACGUGUGUGACCAAUAGACCCCCAGUAUAUUCUAGCGCGCAACCGACCACAGAAGCAGUAGCGUUCAACGUUUGUAAGAAUAACCCAACAAGGCAACGCUGGAGCUCCACCUUGCUCGCGGGCUUGGCUGGUAAAGCAGGCCAGCCACAUCUAGCGCCCACUGGCCGUAUGCACGCGUAAGAAAUCGGAAACGGUUCGGCGGAUGCGGUCGGGUGGUACCUGUAGGACGUGGAACGGGUGCCCACCUAGGGGUAUUGGCAGAGGCUAAAUCUGUUCUAACGCCACGGUAUUGGCAGAGGCUAAAUCUGUUCUAACGCCGCCCUGACAGGAGUCAAAGUUCAAAACGAUACGACGCGACGUGGUCAAGACUGGACGACUUUUGGUAGUCAUGCAACACAGAUUUUUUCAUGAAUCAGAUUUAGCAUGAAAAGUUGCAUUCUUUCAGACCCAGACAUUUUUGCAUUUGAUACCGAGGGCGACGUUUUGGAAGACGACAAGCUGAUCAACGUCAUCUACGCGUCGAAGGCCACCGCGACGGAGAUUAACCAGAAGAAGAAGGAGGCCGCGGUGACGGAAAAGGAAAUCGACGAAGCGAGGGAAUCCUACCGAACCGUCGCGUACCGGGCUUCUGUUCUGUUCUUUGGAAUUGUCGAAUUGUCCAACGUGGAUCCCAUGUACCAAUUUUCCCUAUGAAAGUGCACUACUCCACCUCCCCCUCGUUUGUCAUGCAAAAUUCCAAAUCCACCCUUUGCCUGUUAGUACUGUUUGCAUGACAGAUUUCGGAAUCCGAAACAGCACGACAAUCUCCUAAGGAUUUGUCAUGCAAAAGCUGCAUCCUUGCCAGCGCUUGUGUUGCUGUUCAUGCAACACAAAUGAGGGGGAGGGGGAGUUGUGCACUGUCAUAUUCCCUCCAGUGGUUCCAGAACCUGUUCGCGAUCGGGAUUUAUGCAUUGCAAAAGUAUCGUACUAGUAUCUAUAAAUCGCAAUACAAAAUACAAAUUGGCUCAGCAUUACAAAUUGAAUUUGUAAUGCUGAUUUAUCUUAUCAAGUAGAUCAUUUGUGAUGCAUGAAUGCGAUUACUACGAGUACGAUACUUUUGCACAGGAUAGGAUUGACCAGAGUACGAAGUCGGACGUGUUGGACGAGAGGUUAGACAUACUGAAGGACUACUUCACGGAGUCACUCUACCAGAACGUGUGCCGGGGGUUGUUUGAAAAGGACAAACUCAUGUUCUCCUUCGCGUUGUGUCUGCGACUGUUAGCGGGCGACAACAAUUUGAACGACAGCGAGGUUUCCUUCCUCCUAACCGGUCCGACCUCGGACCUCGCGACCGGCGGACCACCGGUGCCGGCGGAUUGGGUCAGCAAGAGCAUGUGGAAUGAAAUCUUGACGGUCAGUAAACUCCCCGCCUUCGACGGCUUCAGCGAAUACUUUUCCGCAAACGUGACGGAGUUUCGGCGAAUCUACGACGCGAUUGAGGCGGAGAAGGAGCCGAUUCCCGGUCCGUGGGAGGAGAAGUUAGACAUGCUGGAGCAUCUUUGCUUCCUCCGAGCGAUGCGGUUGUCGAGAUUGACGCUCGCGAUCGUCCAAUUUAUCGCCGCGCAGAUCGGAAAGAAGUUCGUCGAGCCCCCGACUUUUGACAUCCAGAUAUCAAUCGCAAAAGCAAACAUCCUUCGUACUAGUAGAAAUCGCAUGACAAAUUUUCUCAGGGUGCGAUGUGGGAUUUGUCAUGCUGUUUUGCCUUGGUGUGGACAUUUGUAAUGCCUGACUGCAAUAAUUUAAAUUUUUGCUACGAGGGCGAUGCUUUUGCAAUGCAUACCAGAAAUCCUUCGGCGACUCCAUGAACAUCACACCGUUGAUCUUCAUUUUAGUGUCCGGGUCCGAUCCGGUCGGCGACGUCAUUGGGUUCGCGGAGAAGAUGGGCAUGAGCAAGAAACUCGACAUGAUCUCGCUCGGCCAGGGGCAGGGUCCGAAGGCGGCGGCCUUGAUCGAAAACGGGGUGCACACGGGGAGUUGGGUGCUGCUCCAGAACUGCCACUUAGCGAUCUCCUGGAUGCCCAAGUUGGAAUCGAUCGUGGAACAGUUCAACCCGGAUAACAUCAACAGCAACUUCCGCCUCUGGCUCACGUCCAUGCCGAGCAUCGCGUUCCCGGUGCAGGUGCUGCAAAUCGGUGUGAAAAUGACGAUAUGCAAUGCAAAAGCAUCGCACUUCUAGUACAAAUUGCAUUACAAAUUUGCUCAGCAUGAGAAACGCAAUUUGUAAUGCUGUUUUACCUUAGAAAGAAGUGAAGAUUUGUCAUGCAUAUUUGCAAUUAGUAUUAGUACGAGUACGAUGCUUUCGCACUGGAUAGACGAACGAACCGCCGAAGGGGUUGCGGGCGAAUUUGCUCCGCUCCUACUCCGGCUUUUCCGACGAGUAUAUCACGGAGUCAAACAAGCCAGAGACCUUCAAGAAGCUCCUCUUCUCCUUUUGCUUCUUUCACGCGGUCAUCCAGGAUAGGAGAAAGUUCGGGCCGAUCGGGUGGAACAUCCCCUACGGAUUUACGACGGAAGACUUGACGACGUGCAAGAGACAGUUGAUGAGUUUCAUCAACCAGUUAUGCAGAAAAAAAUUUCCCGUUCCCAUUCCCGUGCACGACGACGUACAAAUCAUGCUGUUUGUGUUUCUGCAUGACAAAAUUUGCCUUUAAAAAUCCUAGUCUGUCAGCAUGACAAGGUGUGGGACUCGGACUACACGACCACUCUAUAGUCAAAGUAUAGCGAAAUCCGUUAUACAGACAGUCACAGUUAUUGGUACAACGAAGUGCAGCACGGGAAAAAUAAUUUGUAUUGCAUAUCAGUACGAGGAAGUGCCAAUUAAGGUGCUGCUCUUCCUAGGAGCGUCGAUCAACUACGGCGGACGGGUCACGGAUGCGCAGGACAAGCGGUUAGUAUCAUUUGUAAAAACGUUCCCACCCCAGAGUUGUCAUGCAAAUCUGUAUGCUGAAAACAAAACAUUUCUCAUGCGGAGCCCUAUGAGAGGCAUUUUCUACGCGUGUUUCGGAAUCUGUAAUGCGCCAAUCAGCAUGAUGUGCUAGACCUGUUAUGCUGCUUAAAUAGCUAAACAGCAUUACACUACGAGUACGAGGCCAAAUUUGUCAUGCGAAACAGCCAAAACUCGUGGACUUGUCUAGCCGAUUCCCCAUCUUGACUAUGGGGUGGGUACGUUUUUACAUAGGAUAGUUAGUAACCUGUAUUCUGGGAAAAUAUGUCAACAUGGAGACGAUUAACGACCCGGAAUACAAAUUCUCGGACUCAGGUAUUAAGUACUUCUACAACUUGAUGUUAUGAAUGUCGUGCUGCUUCUGAGUGACGUCAAGAGGACGAGAGCCGCUGUACAGUGCUGUCGACCUAUGGCUUCUUCUUUUGCAAUUCUGCUCGCAUCAGAAACUUUGUUUGUCAUUGUCUUGCAACACAAUCGCUUGUAGUUUUCGCACUGAUAAUAUAAGUAUUUGGCGCUAAAAUAAGUGCGGAAAUGUUGAAAAGGCUAUGAUGGCCCUGGUGCUAGUUCUAGGUGUGUUGACAACUAUUCAAAUGAACACAAUUGUCAGGCCUGUAUUACGCUCCGCUUUAUGACACUAUGGAGGAGUACAUGGAGUAUAUCCGCAACCUGCCCCUAUCUCCCAGUCCCGAGGCCUUCGGCAUGGACGAGAACUGCGCGAUUUCGACCGCGGAAGGCGAGGCGCUGGCCUUGCAUAUCCCGUGUAAAAUAAACGUCCCGACCCCACAGUCUAGAUGGGAAAGUUGCUAGACAAGUCAAACAGCUUUGGCUUUUGCGCAUGACAAGUUUUGCAUCAUAGUGCAGAAAUCCUAUUUAGGUAGUUUAGCAACAUCACAGACCUCGCAUAUCAUGCUGAUGCGAGCGUGGUCACAAAAUCCACAACCCGAAAAGAAAAUGCGUCUCAUGGGGCUCCGCAUGAAGAGAGGCAUUUUAAGCAUGCAGAUUUGCAUGACAGCUAUGGGGUGGCGGGGACGUUUUUACACAGGAUAUUGCUCGCGGGCAUCGUAGCCGUAUACGCGAAGUCCGGGUCCGGGGGCGGUGGCCGGUCCAAGGAGGACGUGAUGGAGGACACGGCGAAAGCCGUGCUCGACCGGAUUCCGCCGGAGUACGACAUCGACUUCCUGGAGAAGAUAUGCAUUGCAAAUAUGUCUGGGUCGGCAAGGAUGCAACUUGUGAUGCUGCAUUUGGAUUUUACAAAAAUCUGUAUUGCAUGAACAGCGAAAGUAGAGGUCCAGUUUUUGCCACGGCGACGAGAGGUGGGCAUUUCUCAUGCUGUAUAGGCAUCAGGAAGCCCUCACAAAAUAUGUGAUGCUAGGGCAUGCAUCACAGACAUCAGGAGUCAUGCAAAAUGUGCAUGACAAUUGACAAACCUUGCAUCCUUCCAGAUCCUAUUUGCAUUUGAUAGAAGAAGUACCCGACCAUGUACGAGGAGUCCAUGAACACGGUGCUGAAACAGGUAUGACAGUGCACAACACCCCCCUCAUUUGUAUAGCAUAAACGGCAAUACAAGCAUCAGCAAGAAAAAGAAUGCCGUGUCUGCAUGACAAAUUUACACUACUGGAGUGUAGUGCUAUUUGGGCUAGUGCCAGAACUUGUCAUGCACAAUAGUGACAGGAGGAACAGACUGGAUUUGGGAUUUUGCAUGAGAAAUGAGAACGCGGGGGAGUUGUGCACUCUCAUAACAGGAAGCGAUUCGGUACAACAAACUCCUCGGCACGAUGCACAAGGCGAUCCCGACCUUCCGCAAGGCGCUGAAAGGGUUGGUGGUCAUGAGUUCCGAGUUGGAGCAAAUGGGGAACGAGAUGUUUUUGAACCAAGUCCCCUCCAUGUGGGCGGACAAGGGCUUUUUGUCUUUGAAACCUCUCUCCGCGUGGCAGCUCGACCUGACCGCGAGGCUGGAUUUCCUCACGGACUGGCUGCAGAACGCGAAGCCGCCAAUCUUCUGGGUCAGCGGAUUCUUUUUUCCGCAGGCGUUCCUGACUAUGAAUUGCAAAAGUGUCUGGGUCUGGUAGAUUGCAACUUGUCAUGGUAAAUCUGAAGCAUGCAAAAAUCUGUGUUGCAUGAGUGCCAAAAGCUGUCCACUUUUGACCAAGUUGGGCCGGAGUUUCUCAUGCAGAAUAGGCAUGGCAGAGACCUCGCAGAGUCUGCCAUGCUAAGUGCCGCAUUCCAGACCUCAUGGGUCAUGGAAAAUCGGCAUGACAAGUCUACACCCUUCCAGACCCAGACAUUUUUACAUUUGAUACUGACCGGGGCGCUGCAAAACCACGCGAGGAAGUACAACUUCGAGAUUGACCGGCUGGAAUUUCUGUACUUGUUGCAUAUCGUACGAAAAAAGUGUUUCACUGUAUAGGAUUUUGCAAGUUUAUUUGCAUCACAAGGCUGUUCUACAUCACAGAGAAAAUUUGCCAUGCGAGAUUCCUAAGGGAAAACACAGCUAAAAAUCUAGUGUCUUGCAUGUGUAGCAAGACAGAUACAUUUUCUGCAUUACAAGUUUACAGUGAAACAGUUUUUUCUUGCGAUAUUGCAGGACGGCGAUCUUGUGUCCACCGACUUCAAAACGCCCCCCGAGGACGGUAUUUACGUAUGGGGGCUGUUCCUGGAGGGCGCGCGGUUCUGCAACAAGGCAAAGUAUUUACGCCCCUCCGAGCCGAAAGUUCUCUACACGCCGAUGCCGGUGAUGCACUUUUCUCCGCAGCUGGACCGGAAAACCCCGGAGAACUGCUAUCCUGAGGAAAAACGUUCCAACCCCAGAGUUGUCAGGCAGAUCUGCAUGCCAGAAAAGUUUCCCAUGCGGAGCCCCAUGGAAAUCAUUUUCUAAACGUGUUUUGGAAUUUGUGAUGCUAGAGACAGCAGGAUGUGCUAGAUCUCUGAUGCUGCUGAACUAGCUAAACAGGAUCACAUUUAUUACGAGGACAAACUUGUCAUGCGAAGCAACCGAAUCUGCUUGAUUUGUCUAGCAGAUUCCCCAUCUUGACUCUGGUGUGGGGACGUUUUUACUCAGGAUAACUGCUACCGGUGCCCGGUGUACAAGGUGUUGUCCCGUCGAGGUGUCUUGAUGACUACGGGUCACAGUACGAACUUUGUGCUGUACUUAGAAGUCCCGUCAGACGAACCGGGAGAGUUGAAGGAGAAGUGGAUCCGCGCGGGUGUGGCCGCCUUCCUGGCCUUGCGGACGUGAGAAGAUGGGUGGAACAUCAAAUGGGGCGGACGGAGUGGAAUAAAAAUGCUGGGAAAUGAAAAGCGGUGAAAGUAAGUAUGCUGAUGUUGAAAUUAAACCACGCAAUUUUUAUCCUAGCGUUGUACUACUAGGUAGUUGUAUUGCGGUAGUACGUUAUUUCUCGAAGGUUCUAUGGUUUCACGGUUCCAUUUUACGACAAGUUUCUCGAACUAACAAGGUCGUCCUCGUCUCCCGAAGAUGGUGUUGUAUUUAUUGAGUCGACCAAAAUAAAAGCAAAAGCUUUAUAAAGUUUUAAAGUUAGACCACUACCACAGAAGGCGGACGCGUUUUGUUAGGAUCACGUUAUCAGAAUGCAGUCGCAGAACAAAUUUGUCCAGAGUAGGUUUCAGCAUCAAUUAUUAUACGCAGAAGUUGUAGUAGAGUGUGAUUGAAUUAAUUAUAGCAUCUUUUGUCCAACAGAAAUAGCAAGCAUCUUAUUCACUUUAUACGACGUUAACCUUAUCACGAAAAAUCUUAUCGCUAAAUCUUCGCUACAACAGUUUCAUCGUUAUCUUGCAAUUGCUACACGACGUCGCCAGGACCAUUGAAUUGUCGAUAGUCUAGCAAAUGAAUCUUUCGUAAUAUCCUAGACGCAAGAAGAACAGUUGAAAACUAGUUCAACAAAAAUUUCACAGAAUUAAGAUUCCCCGAUACGAUAGAGAAUCUUAAUAAAAACGCUCGACACAUUGCAGAGCGUUUCGGAGGUAUCAAAUAGGUAGUUUUUCCUGAGUCAAGCCGCUCCAGCGGCUUGACUCAGGUUUCUGAAUCGUCCAACGCGGUACUAGGACUAGCGAGCUAAUAAACUCAGGUUACUAUUCCAACUUUUUUCGAUUUACUCACAAGCAAGCGAGCUCUCAAAUUUAGUUUCAGAACCAAGACGGCGCGUCGAAAGGCGUCUGCUCUGUCAGGCCAUGCGUAAAUAUUAAUGCACCUGACACAAAACCGCCUUCGUAUGCACUGGAAGAAAUUGCAAAAGUGAAACUUCCCCUGCAAAUAGAAAAUGAGUUACGCCGUCGUCUGUGCCAGUGAGCUUCGGAUAAGCUAUUGCUUUUGUUCGCGCUAGCUAGUACGGGCUUACAGAGCUAAGCGGAAAACCAGUCAGUCGAUUCGGUUUAUCUACAUUUCGGUGAAACUACAAGAGAUUGUCUG